AAUAGGAAAAUGGCGGCGCCCAAGGGACAUGCUUUGGUGCACCGGGUAUUGGCAGAAUGUCCCCUGACCAAAGCACGGGCUUGCGAUUUGAUUUUGCCACAUGGUCCAGUGAGCACCCCGGUGUUUAUGCCAGUGGGUACUCAGGGCACCAUGAAAGGGGUUACAGCGGAUCAGUUGCGGGCAUUGGGGUGUGAAAUCUGCCUGGGGAAUACAUACCACCUCGGAAUGAGACCGGGUCCAGAGAUCAUGAGAAAAGUAAAUGGCCUGCAUGGUUUUAUGAACUGGGACCGAAACCUUCUUACGGACAGUGGUGGUUUUCAGAUGGUGUCCCUUGUGGAGCUAUCCAAGGUGACUGAGGAAGGCGUUCACUUUAAGUCCCCCUAUGAUGGGAAAGAGAUCCUGCUGACCCCAGAGAAGUCCAUUGAGAUCCAAAAUGCUAUUGGCUCAGAUAUCAUGAUGCAGCUGGAUGAUGUGGUAAGCAGCACAAUCACAGGACCACGUGUGGAGGAAGCAAUGCACAGGUCUAUUCGUUGGUUAGAUCGGUGUAUUGCAGCAAACAGUAACCCAGAAAAGCAGAAUUUGUUUGCUAUAAUCCAGGGGGGAUUGGAUAGUGAACUGCGGAAAAAGUGCCUGGAAGAGAUGACCAAAAGAGAGGUCCCUGGCUUUGCCAUUGGUGGCUUGAGUGGGGGAGAAGAGAAGGAUCAUUUCUGGAAGAUGGUGACACUCAGCACAGACUACUUACCUAGAAACAAACCUCGUUACCUCAUGGGAGUGGGUUAUGCAACAGACCUUGUGGUGUGUGUUGCCUUGGGUUGUGACAUGUUUGACUGUGUUUUUCCAACACGUACAGCUAGAUUUGGAUCAGCCUUAGUUCCUUGGGGUUCUCUGCAGCUGAAAAACAAGCAGUUUGUUAAAGAUUUUCAGCCUAUAGACAAAGACUGCAAUUGCCCUACAUGUCAAAGGUAUACCCGUGCCUACCUCAAUGCCUUGUUUAAAAGUGACACAGCUGCAAUGCAUCACAUUACAAUACAUAACAUUGCGUAUCAGUUAAAUCUAAUGCGCUCUGUGAGAGAGAGUAUCCUACAGGGCCGUUUUCCACAAUUUGUAGAAGAUUUUAUGAAGACCAUGUAUGGAAGCAGUGAGAAAUACCCACAAUGGGCUAUUGAUGCUCUGGAGUCUGUCAACAUUAAACUGCAGUGACACUAAGACAAAAAUCAUUGUUGUCCUAAAUAAAAAGACUAUUUUUAAUGUUUUAUUUGUUCAAAUCAACGUUGGUUUUUGUUUACCAAUGGACCUUUUUCCCACGUAUCUAUUUUACAUGGACAUACACAAUCCAUUCCAUGCCGGAAAAAUCAUCAACUUUUUACUGCCUAGUUCAAUUUUUUAUAUGUAUAUAUUUAUUGUUUAAUAUUCUUUCUUAUUAUGAGUAUAUUUCUUAGAAAUGUACUCUAUAUUGGUGGUUAUCAGUAAGGCCAAUUUGUAAAAUAGAACACAAAUAUACUUGAGGUAUGUGUGCACAAGCAAGCCGAGCAUAUGCUAUGUAUCCAGAACUGUCUGCUGCUUUCAUGAUCAUUGUAUCAUAAAAGUCUGAAAUGAUACAACCAAAGAACAGACAGAAUCUCCUCCCUUGUCAAACAGUAAUACGUCAGUUCUUGAAUUUGUGUAAUUUUUAGCAUAUUCUUUUUUUUAUAGGGUUUUUAAAAUUUUGCAAUAAAGACUUUUCUCAUAUUGUUAUAGAAAGUUCCACAUUAUACAGAUUUUAAAUAAAUAUUUUAUUUUGGGGCUGUAUAAACAAUGUAUAAAAUUGGUAAUCUGGAUAACGCUAGAAGUGAAUAAAAUAUUUAGAUGGAAAGAAA
Bombina bombina (fire-bellied toad) is the source of this 1856-nucleotide messenger RNA. RefSeq names its product queuine tRNA-ribosyltransferase catalytic subunit 1 (gene QTRT1). The record is from RefSeq and is a predicted model, not a curated record. Gene Ontology annotation, molecular function: tRNA-guanosine(34) queuine transglycosylase activity. Gene Ontology annotation, cellular component: cytosol. Lineage: Eukaryota; Metazoa; Chordata; Amphibia; Anura; Bombinatoridae. The transcript is spliced from 10 exons. Bases 10 to 1200 code for a protein of 396 amino acids.